ACGAACUUCACUCGGAAAUUUCACUCGCAUCGAUUUCUCGGCCAGCCAGCGACCAACUCGACAACCCCCCCGACCGCCGUCUCCGGAUACCUCACCACACACAACCACACCGUCACCAUGGGUCGUCUUCACAGCAACGGCAAGGGCAUUUCGUCCUCGGCCAUCCCCUACUCGCGCACCGCCCCCGCCUGGCUCAAGACCACCCCCGAGCAGGUCGUCGACCAGAUCUGCAAGCUCGCCAAGAAGGGCGCGACCCCCUCGCAGAUCGGUGUCGUCCUCCGUGACUCCCACGGCGUUGCCCAGGUCAAGAUCGUGACCGGUAACAAGAUCCUCCGGAUCCUGAAGAGCAACGGUCUUGCUCCCGAUAUCCCGGAGGACCUUUACAUGCUUAUCAAGAAGGCUGUUGCCGUCCGCAAGCACCUUGAGCGCAACCGCAAGGACCGCGACUCCAAGUUCCGCCUCAUUCUGAUCGAGUCGCGUAUCCACCGUCUUGCGCGCUACUACAAGACCGUCGGUGUCCUGCCCCCCACCUGGAAGUACGAGUCGUCGACCGCCAGCACCAUGGUCGCCUAAGCGAAGCGCUGCGAAGGGUACGUCGUGUCGAGACGGGGUUCGCUGGGUGGCGGAAGCGUGGGGAGGAUCUGGUUCUUUGCAGCUUUUGGCCCGCCGCUGUGUAGCCGUCCGCAGGUUUGGUCCGGGUCAUUGGAGUUGGGGAAUGGAAAGGAAACUUGCAUUCUAGAUUACUGCAAUGGGCGCAGGAUAGUGCUGUCUCCCGGGCACGAAAAGCAUGGGAUGACGAGCGACGAGUGAGGAAACAAAUGCAAUGCAUUGCUCCUCCUCCCAAC
Chaetomium fimeti is the source of this 845-nucleotide messenger RNA. Its product is annotated as 40S ribosomal protein S13. The coding region runs from base 118 to 573 and encodes 151 amino acids. Gene Ontology annotation, molecular function: small ribosomal subunit rRNA binding; structural constituent of ribosome. The record is from RefSeq and is a predicted model, not a curated record. The transcript has 4 exons. Gene Ontology annotation, cellular component: cytosolic small ribosomal subunit; ribosome; nucleolus. Gene Ontology annotation, biological process: translation. Lineage: Eukaryota; Fungi; Ascomycota; Sordariomycetes; Sordariales; Chaetomiaceae.